AUGGAAAGUAGAGAGAAUACAAUCAGGGUGAAGGAAGAGCCAAACCAUAAUUCGCGAGAUGCAGGUGACGAUCAUGUUUUCCAUCCGGUGGACUCCAUUAAAACCGAAAACGUUGAGACUUUGCCGUUUCAUGAACUAUCGGCAAAAUACGAGAAUGAAGCUUUGGCGUCACAAGAGAGGUUAGAUGAAAAAAUUUUUAUAGAUUUGGAGUGCAAAAAUGUAAAACCCGAACAGACGUCUCUAUCGACAUGCAUCUGCAAAUCUGAAUAUCGAACCAAUUCCAUGAAUGAAAAAUGUCUAAUAAUUUUGAUAAAAAAAGGAUUUGAUUAUGAUAAUAAUCGUCAGUUUCAUAAAUGUAAUAUAUGCCACAAGACAUUUUCAUGCAAAGGUGAUCUCAAGUCUCACAUAAAUGUGAUACAUGCUCGCAUCAAAUCAUUUGAAUGUUAUAUAUGUUGCGAAACGUUUGGAUACAAAUAUACCCUCAAAAAUCACAUAAAGGCCCAUCAUAUUCGUAGCAAACCGUUCGAAUGUGAGAUAUGUCACAAGUCAUUUAGCCGUAAAUAUAACUUGAAAAUUCACAAAAUCACUGUACAUGAUUGUAGUAAACUCUUCGAUUGUGAAAUUUGUCACAAAUCAUUUGGAUACCAGUAUAAACUCAAAACGCACAUAAAUACAGUGCAUAACCGAAGCAAACCUUUCGAAUGUGAGAUUUGUCACAAAUCAUUUGGACUCAAAACUCACCUUCAGCGUCACAUUAAAGCAGUACAUGAACGUAGCAAACCCUUUGAGUGUGAUAUUUGUCACAAACCAUUUUCUUCCAAGGCUUCCGUAAAUAUUCACAUUAUUUCAAUACAUAAUCGUAGCAAACCAUUUGAAUGUGAAAUUUGUCACAAAUCAUUUGGACAAAAAGGUCACCUUAAAUCUCACAUAAAUUCAGUACAUAAUCUUAUGAAACCUUUCGAGUGUGAGAUUUGCCACAAACCAUUUGGACUCAAAACUCACCUUCAGCGUCACAUUAAAGCAGUACAUGAUCGUAGCAAACCAUUUGAAUGUGAGAUUUGUCACAAAUCAUUUGGAUACAACAGUCACCUCAAACUUCACAUCGAUGUAGUACAUAAUCAGAGCAAACCCUUCGACUGUGAGAUUUGUCAUAAAUCAUUUGGAAUAGAAUGUGAAAUUUGUCAUAAAUCAUUUGGACAAAAAAGUUACCUCAAAAUUCACAUCAAUUCAGUUCAUGAUCGUAAAAAAUCCUUCGAGUGUGAGAUCUGUCGCAGGUCAUUUUCAUGUAAAGCUGGCCUUGAUAAACACAUAAAUACAUCAUUUGGAGAAAAAAUUUAUGAUUAUGAUAAAACAUCGAAUUUAAAAAUUAUUCUGAGACAUUUGAAUCCAAUGGUAUAUCCAAACUGA
Molecule: messenger RNA, 1407 nt
Organism: Trichogramma pretiosum
Lineage: Eukaryota; Metazoa; Arthropoda; Insecta; Hymenoptera; Trichogrammatidae
Product: zinc finger protein OZF-like
Exons: 6
Coding region: 1-1407 (468 amino acids)
Biological process (GO): regulation of transcription by RNA polymerase II
Cellular component (GO): nucleus
Molecular function (GO): RNA polymerase II transcription regulatory region sequence-specific DNA binding; DNA-binding transcription factor activity, RNA polymerase II-specific
Source: RefSeq, a predicted model, not a curated record